Messenger RNA from Lemur catta (Ring-tailed lemur), 821 nucleotides. Its product is annotated as fibroblast growth factor receptor 3-like. The record is from RefSeq and is a predicted model, not a curated record. Bases 325 to 768 code for a protein of 147 amino acids. NCBI's taxonomy places the organism in Eukaryota, Metazoa, Chordata, Mammalia, Primates, Lemuridae. The transcript has 2 exons.
CACCCACUUGCACCCUCUCCUGCACUGCAGGUGCUCCAUCGGGAGCUGAGGAAGGUGGGACAAGGCUAAAGACACAGGGGAGACCAGAUCCCAGGCACUCAGGGCUGGCCAGGGCCCUUACCAGUCUCAGCCCCAGUGGAUGGACAAGAAGCUGCUGGCCACACCGGCCACCCACACCAUUUGCUUCUGCUGCCCGGUCACCAGCAACCUCACUGCUGCCAUCUGGCUGAGGAACUACAGGGAGUUCCACGUGGGGCAUCACAUCACGGCAUCAAGGUGGGCCUGGUAGCAGGGCCAGAUCUUUGGGCCUCAGAGGAGGUGGGGAUGGGGCCUGGGCCAGGGCCUGUGCUUCAGUCCUCCCACCUGAGCAUGCACCUGCUCCUGAGGCACCAGCAGUGGAGCCUGGGCACGGAAAGUGUGGUGCCCUUGGCCCUCGGCCACUCUGCCUGUGUGGUGGAGAACAUGUCUGGCAGCAUCUGGAAGUAUGAGCUGGUAAGUGCCCAGGCAGGGGCCGGCGGGGAGCCCUGGCCCCCCCCCACCCUGGCAGAGCGCUCUCCUCCCCAGUGCAUCCUGCAUGUAGGGCUGCUGGCCAGCCGGCCGGCUGUGAGGAGAGCCCUCUGCCAGGUGGGCGACUCAGCAGGUGGAGCUGAACAGCAGCAAGGCGGACCCAACGACACUCCCCACCUCCCCAAGCUGAAGAUCAGCACUGCAGUUGGUGGGGGCUCCACUUCACUGAAACAUACCAGCAUUAUAGAGCAUUUGCAGUAGACUGUGAAAGACAAAAUAUGGCACCAGCCAGGAGACAAAAUCCUCUGCAGGUA